Molecule: messenger RNA, 5771 nt
Organism: Anolis carolinensis (green anole)
Lineage: Eukaryota; Metazoa; Chordata; Lepidosauria; Squamata; Anolidae
Gene: grip1
Product: glutamate receptor interacting protein 1
Exons: 25
Coding region: 816-4223 (1135 amino acids)
Biological process (GO): neurotransmitter receptor transport, endosome to postsynaptic membrane
Molecular function (GO): protein binding
Source: RefSeq, a predicted model, not a curated record
CGUAAAGUUUGGUUAGAUUGUGGUGUGUUGUUCAUGAAAUGCUUCAAGGCAGAACAUGUGGACCUAGACAUAUUUCAUUGUUCUUCCCAUAAAUAUCUUGACUCCCUAUGUGUUCUCUGUGUAUCAUCGUGAUGUUUCAUGUUUGCACCUACAUGGAAAGCAUCUUCUCCUUCUCCUCGUAUGAAAUGUGUGUUUCUUUAUUCAUUUUUUUCUUCCGUCCCUUUCAUUUUCAGGGAGAGCAAGGCAUCUGUGCAGAUUCCAAAUGAUUUCUGUAAUAAUAGCUUUUUUAAAAAUUAGAAAGAAUGAUGGUGAUGUGUGUGAAAGAGUUCUUCUUGUUCGUUAAGCAGCACUAAGAGAGUUAAAUAUCUGAAGGAUUUGGGGAGCGGGGAGGAAGAGGAGGGGGCAAAAUCCCCUGAUUGUACUGAAAUACAUGGCCCUUUGCCUGGAACAGCAUCACAAGCUCACUCCACAGUACGCGAGGCUGGGAGGCUGUAGCAUAGCCGCGUUGAGUAUCUUUGCUGGGAUCUUACAGAAUUUGAUGCUUUGCAGCUGUUAGAAGAAAUAUUGCCUUUUUAAAAAAGCCAUUGAUCGGGCGCUGCAAGCGGUGGCGAUCGUAGUAGUAGUACUGAAUGACACAGCUUUGCUGGAUGACAUGGAGCUGAUCUCUGCAUCAGCCAAGAGGAAUUAAGCUUUGUCACUCCCCGCUGGGACUACCUUUCUUCUGGUAUGUGUGCGAGGAAUUCAUAUGCUUCUGCUGCAUCCACCAAAGCAGAGUCUUGAGUAGACUUUGCCACUGAAGAAGGCAGCCAGCAAGAAUGAUAGCUGUCUCUUUCAAAUGCCGUUGUCAAAUACUGAGGAGACUUACGAAAGAUGAGAGCCCAUAUACUAAAUCUGCAAACCAGUCAAAACCACCUGAAGGAGCAUUGGCUGUAAGGAGGCAGAGUAUUCCAGAGGAAUUCAAGGGCUCAACAAUAGUGGAAUUAAUGAAGAAAGAAGGCACUACUUUGGGGCUUACAGUGUCUGGUGGCAUUGACAAAGAUGGAAAACCAAGAGUGUCUAACCUUCGUCAAGGAGGAAUCGCUGCUAGAAGUGACCAACUGGAUGUGGGAGAUUACAUCAAAUCUGUGAAUGGAAUUAAUUUGACCAAGUUUCGCCAUGAUGAGAUCAUUAGUUUGCUCAAGAACGUUGGUGAGCGGGUUGUGCUGGAAGUGGAAUAUGAGUUACCACCAGUCUCUGUACAAGGUUCAGGUCUCAUUUUUAGAACAGUGGAAGUUACUUUGCAUAAAGAAGGAAACACAUUUGGAUUCGUAAUUAGAGGUGGAGCACAUGAUGACAGAAAUAAAUCUCGUCCUGUUGUAAUAACAUGUGUUAGACCUGGAGGGCCUGCUGACAGAGAGGGCACAAUCAAACCUGGUGACAGGUUGCUCAGCGUUGAUGGGAUUCGUCUUGUUGGAACAUCUCAUAGUGAAGCCAUGAGUAUUCUCAAACAGUGUGGGCAAGAAGCAACUCUCCUGAUAGAAUAUGACGUCUCGGUGAUGGACUCUGUAGCAACUGCUUCUGGGCCACUGCUUGUUGAAGUUGCCAAAACAGCUGGCUCUGCUCUGGGGGUUGCCCUAUCUACCUCGAUGUGCUGCAGCAAACAAGUCAUUAUCAUAGACAAAAUAAAAUCUGCAAGUAUAGCGGACAGAUGUGGCGCAUUACACAUUGGAGAUCAUAUUCUCUCAAUUGACGGCACCAGCAUGGAGUACUGUACAUUAGCAGAAGCAACACAGUUCUUGGCGAAUACUUCUGACAAUGUCAAACUAGAGAUUCUCCCUCAUCAUCAGACACGGCUGGCUCUUAAGGGACCAGAACAUGCGAAGGUUCAAAGGAGCAACCGGCAACUUAUGUGGGAUCCUUAUGCCAACAACCAGAGCGGUGCCCCCACCUACCACCAUUAUAACACCUACCACCCUGACCAUUGCAGGACGCCAACCCUGACAUGCCAGAAAACGUCUCCGCAAAAAAGCCUUUCCCUGGUAUCUGCGUCCUUCUCACCUGCCUCCAUGAGUGCAUACAGCCUGAGCUCCCUAAACAUGGGGACUUUACCUCGCAGCCUCUACUCUACCAGCCCACGUGGAACAAUGAUGAGAAGAAGACUCAAAAAGAAGGACUUCAAGAGCUCAUUGUCACUAGCCUCUAGCACUGUUGGCCUGGCUGGGCAGGUUGUCCACACAGAAACUACAGAAGUAGUACUGACAGCUGACCCCAUUGUAGGAUUCGGGAUACAGCUCCAGGGAAGUGUAUUUGCUACUGAGACUUUGUCUUCUCCGCCUCUGAUUUCUUAUAUUGAGGUUGACAGUCCAGCAGAAAGGUGUGGCAUGCUACAAAUAGGAGACAGAGUACUGGCCAUAAACGGGAUCCCAACAGAAGAUAGCACAUUUGAUGAAGCAAAUCAGCUACUCAGAGAUUCAUCUGUCACCAGCAAAGUUACUUUGGAAAUAGAAUUUGAUGUUGCAGAAUCUGUCAUACCCAGUAGUGGAACUUUCCAUGUAAAACUACCAAAGAAGCAUAAUGUAGAGCUUGGCAUCACCAUAAGCUCUCCAUCUAGUCGAAAGCCAGGGGACCCCCUUGUUAUUUCGGAUAUUAAGAAGGGAAGUGUGGCUCACAGAACUGGAACUUUAGAACUUGGAGACAAAUUGCUGGCCAUAGACAAUAUCCGGCUGGACAACUGUUCCAUGGAAGAUGCAGUACAAAUCUUGCAGCACUGUGAGGAGCUUGUGAAGCUGAAAAUUCGCAAAGACGAAGAUAACUCUGAGACCAAUUGCAUCCUCUUGGCAUGUGUUGCAGAUGAACAAGAGAGCUCAGGAGCAAUUAUUUAUACUGUCGAGCUCAAGCGGUACGGCGGACCUCUUGGGAUCACUAUUUCUGGUACUGAAGAGCCCUUUGAUCCCAUUAUCAUUUCAAGUCUUACUAAAGGCGGACUAGCUGAGAGGACAGGUGCAAUUCAUAUUGGGGACCGAAUCUUAGCAAUAAAUAGUAGUAGCCUGAAAGGAAAACCUUUGAGUGAAGCCAUACAUUUGUUACAGAUGGCAGGAGAGACAGUCACCUUGAAAAUCAAAAAGCAAACAGAUGCCACAAGUCCCAAGAAGUUUUCUGCCUCUGGUCACCUAAAUGAAUUAAGUGAUGCUGAAGAGGAUGCAGCUGCAACACAGAAACCAGGCAAACUCUCGGAAGUUUACUCCACUACAGUCCCCAGUGUGGACAGUGCUGUUGAAUCAUGGGAUGGCUCUGGAAUCGACACCAGCUAUGGAAGCCAAGGUCCCAAUUUCCAGGCUUCAGGAUAUAACUUCAAUACCUUUGAGUGGAGGAGUCCUAAGCAAAGGGGCAGUUUGUCCCCUCCCACCAGGCCCCGAAGCAACCCUUUCCAUGAAACAGGCCUAGGCGAUGAGGACUGGGAUAAACCUAUAGCCACUAGCUUUGCAGGUGCUCCCGAAAAUGAUCAGGAGGAGAAUUUCUGGUCUCAGGCACUGGAGGACUUGGAGACCUGCGGACAGUCAGGAAUUCUAAGGGAACUAGAGGACAAGGCUGACAGGCGUCUGUGUUUGAGAAACAUGACUCUCUUGGCAACAAUUAUGUCUGGGAGCACAAUGAGCCUGAACCACGACAACCCACAGCAUCGUGGUCACCUGGGGAGACAAGCCAGCUUCCAGGAAAGGAGCACUUCAAGGCCACAUUACAGCCAGACAACCCGUAGCAAUACAUUGCCUUCAGAUGUAGGGAGAAAAUCUCUAGCGCUGCGAAAAAUGAAGCAAGAGAUGAAAGAAAUUAUGUCACCAACUCCUGUGGAGUUGCACAAGGUAACCUUGUUCAAGGAUUCUGACAUGGAAGACUUUGGAUUUAGUGUCUCAGAUGGCUUAUUGGAAAAAGGUGUGUAUGUUAAAAAUAUUCGGCCAGCUGGACCUGGAGAUGUAGGUGGUUUGAAGCCAUACGACAGAUUACUACAGGUAAACCACGUCCGCACAAGAGACUUUGACUGCUGCCUAGUAGUUCCCCUCAUAGCAGAGUCUGGUAACAAACUGGAACUGGUAAUUAGUCGAAAUCCCAUAGCCUCGCAAAAGAUCGGUUCCGAGCAACAGACUUUUGCAACCGGGGAGUGGAACGACCAGAACAAUGCCUUUCUUCAACCAGGUGGACACAACUCUGGUUUGGAAAUGAAGCGGGAACCUACGAAUACUUUAUAGCCAAAAAAAAAAAUCUGUAUUCGUGUAAGACAUUUAAAUGGUGCUAAUUCCCUUUCAGAUUUCGGAUAUACUGGAGACACAGCUAUUAUGUGGCAUUAAGAAGCACAGGGGAGUCUUUAUUAUUUCUCAAGGCUCACUAUUUGUUACUUGCUUCCCAAACGGAGUUUCAUUCUGCUUGUUUUUUAUGACCACAAAUAGUGCCAUUUCCAAACUGACCUUUUUAUAUAAAAAAGAAAGCAAGUGAAAAAUUGACAGUGAAAAUGGCUGCAUUUUAUUAGUUAAAUGAAAGAUGGCUCUUCUAGCCCUCUUCAGGGUUUUUAAAAGACCCCCCCCCCCAAUGUAAAUCAUUAGACUAUGGGUAUGAUAUUCAAAACAUAUAACAUGUUUGAAGACAAAUGGUAACUAAGUGAAGGAACCUUGAAUUUUUGCUGCUGUAUCUAGAUUACUGUAUCAUAGUAGUUGCUUUUCUGAGACCUGUACUGUUGUUUCCUCUGCUAUAAGGGAAAGGGGAGGGAAGACAAAAUGAUGUGCUUUUAGGAAAAGUGCACAUAGGAAUCUGAUGUGUAAAGGGGUAAAGUGCUACUGCCCAGCAGUAGUAUGGUUUUAUUAAGAGUUAUAUUAUUCCCUAUGCAAUGAUGUAUUGAACAGGAUAUGUCUUGCAGCCUGUAUGAACUUCUGACAUUUAGAUAUUUGGAACCUCUGAUAAAUUACUGGUUUUAACACAGUAAAAUAUGUUUUAGUGAAAUUUUCAAAGACAUUUCUACCACAAACAUUCAAGUGGGGUUUCUUUUUUUUAAAAAAAAAUGAACUGUAGAAGCAACAAUACUGAUGCAAAAAGCAUACAAACUGCCCAGUUUUGGGUAUACGCGAGUUAACUUCUAUAACUACAGAACAUAUUAAAAUUAAAACAAAUUGUAUGUUCAUGGGUUUUAAGAAUCUUUAAACGGCUUUGUUAAAUCUCAUUGAUUCUUAUCAUUUUGGGCAAUUAAUUUCAAAACUGUAAAUACAUUUUGCACACAGCCACCCAAAUUCUUCCCUUUUUCCCAUUCAAAGCAAUAAAAUGCCAGUUGCUUUUUAGACUCACCAGCAGCUGCUUUGGUUUUGUUUACUGUAUUGUUAUGGUAAUGUUACUUGGUGACUGGAAAGACACUGGAUUUGUCCAUUAUCAUUGUAGAGUCUUCAUAUCAUCCUAAAUAGCAUUUUUUUCAUAUAUUUGGAAUUGUCGAACUACCCCCCAAUGCUGUUUUCCUUAACCUGUUAUAUAAGCAAGCUUACCUGACCCUAUGCACACAUGUGAAAUGUUUUAUUCAUACUUCAGCACUGCCAGAGGAAAUUCAUUCAAAAUGAAAUUGAAACCCAAAUCAUGAACCACUUAAUAUGUAUUUUUAUUUGAAACAAAUGAGUAUUAAACUAAAGUAUUUUUGUACAAAUUUAAUACUUUAAUAGCAUGAUAUUUAUCGUCUAUGUAUGGUUUCUGCAAAUUUGAACUGUUACAAAAUUUGUAUGGAAAAUGUAAAAAAAUGAAAUAAACAGUCAUUUAAAGACAAA